Molecule: messenger RNA, 10157 nt
Organism: Trachemys scripta elegans
Lineage: Eukaryota; Metazoa; Chordata; Testudines; Emydidae
Gene: STOX2
Product: storkhead box 2
Exons: 4
Coding region: 1405-4182 (925 amino acids)
Biological process (GO): positive regulation of transcription by RNA polymerase II
Cellular component (GO): nucleus; cytoplasm
Molecular function (GO): DNA-binding transcription activator activity, RNA polymerase II-specific; RNA polymerase II transcription regulatory region sequence-specific DNA binding
Source: RefSeq, a predicted model, not a curated record
AGAGCGAAGUAGCUGUUUCCAUUAUAGUUUCAAGACAACUUGAUUCCUCUGCGUUGGAAUGUGUUUGCAGCUGUCAGAUGAACCGAUUCCUGCUAUCCUCAUUUUGACUUGCAAUCCAUUGGGUUUGUGCAGAGGAAGAAGUGCUGCAGCAAAUAUUCUUUCCAAACAAAAGAUUUUCUUUCCUUCCUUCUCAGGGGGGAUGGACUAUCCUAAAAACACGCAGCUUUGUAUGUAAAUAUAUGCAAGCUGAUUAUAGGCUGGAACACAAGCCAAGGUUUGAGUGAGCCCAAGGGUGUUUCACAUUAAAAUGUGAAGCCUGACAGGAUCAGUGCGUCUAACUUAAGACAGCUUCUUGAUUAGCAUGAGACUGGGUGGCUGCCUUGUUUCCUGCCCUUCAAUAGCUAUUCACUGUUUUCAAGGCGGAGAACUGUUCAGCGGAGGAGCUGUGGCAACUUGAGCAAACUAUACACGGUGGACUCACAGAAAGCAAAUGUUUGGAUUAAUUUGCAGCCUAGCCUCCCAAGCCGGCAGGAGCUAGUGCAUUAGAGAGGAAUAUACAUCUAUCCCUUAAAACACAUCACCACACACACAAAAGAAACAACUGGCAAACUGCUGAAGGAGGGCAAAAGGCAGACACCUCAGCCAUUAUGACCAUCUGUGUUUCCUGGAUUCUACAAGAAUACAGUUGCUGCUUCUUGUAGGUCAUAUGUGCUAGAUGUGUGAAUGAGACACAUGUACAUCCAAUAUGUAUGGAUAAGCUGUGGGUGCUGCUAACAGGAAGAUUGAUCGAAUGAUUACUGCAGCAGUGGUUUAGGAUGCUCCCAUGGAUUCUUGUCUUGGAUUCUGAUAGGUGAAGAAAAAUGACUUUCACUGUUAUCAAAGCGUCAUUCUAAUCCUGUGCAGUUGGAGAUUUGACAGUGCUUCCUACAGUUUCUGGGCGCUCUCUGUUUCGGGUCAAAACCAAAGGCAGUGGGGCUUUCCUAAUUUGUUUGGGUCUUUUUGUGUUCUGGCUCACACUUGACUAAGCACUCCUAUGCUGAAUUGAGCUAUUGUUUGGGAUCCCAGAGCUUUUCACGCUGCAAUCCCCUACCCCCUCACCCCCCCUUGCCUGAGAAGCCACAUAAUGUGCCUUUCCUCCACAUGAAUCUGGAAGCUAUAAGCUGGACUGAUUGCAAAUGAAGUGUAAUGCAUUGUGGGACGUGUGUAAAAAUUGGAUCAUUCGGGGGGGGGGGAGGGAAGGAACAGACCUGCAGUUUGCUUCAUAGAAGAGGUAGUGGCAAAAUGUUUGCAGAUUCUACCCAAGCUGUGCCUGUAGUAGACUAAUGAAACGAAGCGUCGCAAGCACGCCGUGAGGCCUGACUCAUGCCACUGCUGCUGGAGGAUUAGACUGCAGGUAGCCUCAAAAUGAAGAAGACACGGAGUACAACCUUACGGCGAGCCUGGCCUAGUUCAGAUUUCUCCGACCGGGCCUCAGACCGCAUGAGGUCCCGCAGUGAAAAGGACUACCGACUGCACAAACACUUCCCACCAGCUUUUAUUGCCCAGGCAUCACGGGGCUACAUGACAUCAGGUGAUGUAUCACCAAUCAAUAUGUCUCCCAUCAGUCAGUCACAGUUUAUCCCACUUGGGGAAAUCCUUUGCUUGGCCAUCUCAGCAAUGAACUCUGCACGAAAACAAGUCACGCAAGAAGCACUAAUGGAACACCUAACAACCUGCUUCCCAGGCGUGCCAACUCCCAGUCCUGAAAUUCUUCGACAUACCUUGAACAUGCUUGUACGAGAGAGGAAAAUAUAUCCAACUCCAGAUGGCUAUUUCAUCGUGACCCCACAGACUUAUUUUAUAACCCCAUCCCUCAUAAGAACUAACAGUAAAUGGUACCAUUUGGAUGAGAGGAUACCUGACAGGUCUCAGUGUACCUCUCCACAACAAGGAACUAUAACUCCCUCCACCUCAGGCUGUGUCAGGGACCGAACUUUACCCAAAAACCACUGCGACUCUUGCCAUUGUUGCAGAGAAGACAUGCACAGCAUGCAUGCGUCCACCCUACAGAGGAAAUCAGCAAAAGACUGUAAAGAUUCAUAUUGCCCUCCUUCUCUGUGUCAGGUACCACCCACUGAAAAAAGUAAAAGUACUGUAAAUUUUUCUUAUAAAGCAGAGACACUCUCAAAGCCUAAAGAUGUAGAAAAGCAGUCUAAAAAAUUUGGACUAAAAUUGUUUCGGCUAAGCUUUAAAAAGGAUAAGGCAAAACAGCUGUCCAAUUUCUCUGCCCAGUUUCCUCCUGAGGAAUGGCCCUUGAGGGAUGAAGACACCCCUACCACUAUACCUAGGGAGGUAGAAAUGGAGAUUAUUAGGCGCAUUAACCCAGACUUGACUGUGGAAAAUGUAAUGAGGCAUACUGCACUAAUGAAGAAACUUGAAGAAGAAAAAGCUCAAAGAAGCAAAGCUGGAUCUUCAGUUCACCAUAGUGGGCGAAGUAAAAAGAGUAGGAAUCACAGAAAGUCUCAUGGAAAAUCUCGGUCACACAGCAAGACCCGGGUGUCCAAAGGAGACCCUUCAGAUGGUUCCCAUUUGGAUAUACCAGGUGAAAGAGAGUAUGAGUUCUAUGAUCCCCUUACUAGGUCCCCACGGGAAGGCUGUUUCAUAAUAGAACACAAAGGAGACAAUUUUAUCAUGCACAGCAAUCCUAACGUGAUUGAGUCUCACUUUCCCAUGACACCAGAAUGGGAUGUAUCUGGUGAACUGGCCAAAAGAAGAACUGAGAUGCCUUUUCCUGAACCUUCAAGGGGAAGCUCCCACUCCAAGGUCCAUCGAAGCCACAGCCAUACACAAGAUAGAAGGUCAAGGAACGAGAGGUCUAACAAAGCCAAGGAAAGGUCUAGAUCAAUGGACAACUCUAAAGGACCUCUGGGUUCUGCUACUUUAGGUACACCUGAAGACGUAGCUGAAGGAUGUAGCCCAGAUGACCAAACAACAAGCCAAGCAUAUAUUGAUGACAGUACCUUAAGGCCUUCGCAGUCACUCAGCCAUCAAAGGGCUCUGAUUUCAUCUGCAAAUUAUAAAGAUGUGUGUGUACCCGAAAUAGUUAGUGGCAAUGUAGAAACCCCCAAUUCCUGCGGCUUAUUGGAACAAAUCAAGCCUACAGAGAAUUUACCAUCUUAUAGUGAGCUCAACUCCUGCACAACAAAAUCGGCAAUUGAUGAUUAUUUUCAAUGCAACACUUCAAGUGAGACUGUACUUACUGCUCCAUCACCACUGGGAAAAAACAAAGAGGACCAUGACUCAGUGACUUUAACAGAUGGAAUAAAAAAACUUUCUCCCUCAGAAAGACAGUCCCAACACAUAGCCAGAGAACCUGGGGUGCACAAAGAGGAAUCCCCUAAAGGGCCAUGUAGUGGUCCAGUUGCUGGCCAGCCCCCUGAGGUGAUCGCAAAUGGGCGACUAGUUCAGCACCAUAACACUGAAUCAAGCAGCCUGGACAAAAGGAAAGAAAUAUUUAGCAAAGAUACACUUUUUAAACCUCUGCACAAUACACUCUCUGUGAAUAGCUAUCACAAGUCCAGUGUGCCCCUACUAAAACCCCAUCAAAAGACACCCUCUGACACAUUGCCAGUCAGAUGUGAGAAACUUGAACAAGCUAUAGUAACCCCAGUUACACAAGUUUUACCUGCUUCACAGAGACAGCAAGAGCCGGUUGGGAACCAGGAAGCCACCUUUGAUUAUUACAAUGUUUCUGAUGACGAUGACUCAGAGGAAGGAACAAACAAAAAUGCUGAGGAAGAAAAAAGCAGGGAUGAUGUGGGCACUAUGCAGUGGCUGCUUGAGCGGGAAAAAGAAAGGGAUCUGCAAAGAAAGUUUGAGAAGAAUCUCACUCUUCUCACCCCCAAGGAAACUGAAAACAGCAGCAACCAGAGAGCCACCCAUUCAGCUCGACUGGACAGCAUGGACAGCAGCAGCAUUACUGUAGACAGCGGGUUCAAUUCGCCACGUACUCGCGAGAGCCUGGCUUCCAACACUUCAAGUAUUGUUGAAAGUAACAGACGUCAGAACCCAGCCCUGAGUCCUGCACAUGGUGGCGCAGGUCCAAUGUUCAACUUUCGAGCAAGUGCAGACCCUCCAACAAGUGAAGCUGAAAAACUGCAGAAACCUGCUAACUGCCUACAAGCUUCUGUUACUAGUGUUUGAUAGUCAUUCUGCCUCAGCUCUUCUGUCUCAUCCUAUACAGCAAAGUUUACGACACUGGGACUGAUGUUUACAUCUUUGGAAAAACGAGCAUCUCAUCCACAGUUUUGGUGUUUACUUAAACUGUGCUGCUAUGUAGGGACAACAAAGAAAUCUUUAUUUCAAGGUAUUGCUUUUCACAUUUGCAGCUCUGUAGCAACAGAAUAGCAGUAGGGAUAAUAUGUACACCUUAGCUUCACUUAAUUGUAACUGAGCACAUAUAUGAAAGUCUAGACACUGUAAGUGUAAUCUGCAUUUUCAAUGUCCAUGCAGUUGCCAACUCCAUUUAAAAAUGCCACAGAUGUGUGAUGCCCCCUGUGAGUGGUUAAACUCGGCCACAGAGUUGAUCCUUUUAUUUCAGAAAUUGAGCCACCACUAAAAAUAAACAGCUCGGUCACCUUGAGGAAAAAGAAAGCCAAACAUGACUAGUAAAGACCUCAGCUCUAUCUGUGAAUUAUUUAUAUAUCAGUCAUUUUCACUGUGAGUUUUCAUGACACGAUUUUGCAAGAAUCUAUAAAAGCAAGUCAAAAGAGGUCAUGUUUUAAGUAUGUGGGGUGGGUAAAGGGGAAUUGCUGUAUUUUAUUUUUUUGUUUCAAAAGUAUAUGAGAUGCUUGUCUAAAACUUACUACGUUAACCUUCCAUAAUUGCAAACAGAGUUGUAGGCCUUUGAAUUCAGGUGAAAGGAGGGGAAGUCUAACUAUGGUUGAGGCAAAGCAAAUAGUGACAGAAAAGGCGUAACAGGUUUUUUUAGUAUAAAUCAAAUAUUUAAGGAAGGUGAUCUCAUUGGUGUGGCACGUCUGAUAUUCCAACGUGCUGUUAAUGUGAGAAUCAGAAUAACAAAUUUGUUUGAACAAAAGAGAAGUUCUUUGUGAUACAAAUGACAAGCAUGGCCUGAAGAGUUGAUUUCUUUCUAAUGGAAGGACAUAAUUCUAUUUUAUAUAGCUUUUAAGUAGAGUGCCUAAAUUAGGCUGUUGAAAAUAGCGUGCAUUGUAGUGGUUAUCAAAGGAGACAUUUAGAGAAGUAUAAACUUCAGGCCUUUUAGUCAAUGGGCGUUAUUUACAAUUCAGCAUUUUAUGGACAUGAAUAGCUUUUAAAAUUACAUAUGAUUUGAAAUUAAAUGUGUUCAUAUGGUUGGUCGAGAAAUCCUAAUUCUGCAGGUGUGGUGUAUCUUAUUUGUACUCCCUUAAAUUGUUAUUCCAAAGUAAUUUAUGCUAAAUUGAUUACUCCAGAGUAAUUCUUACAGAUAGGCAAACUCCACUAGUAAUUUUUAGGUAUAAAGGGCCAAAUUCUGCUCUGUUACAUAUGCAAACAUAUACUGCAGCAAACUGUCUCCAAAAGUUCCCACAUUUGCUAUUUUAUCAGAACUGGAAGAAAAAUGAAAACAUUAAGAAGAAUGUUCAGCAACGUAAAUACUUACAUUGCCUUUUAUUGGUACCCAGGUGUUACACCCAACAGUACAUAUUAAAAACCAACAUUUUCUUAAGUUUCUGGUGACAUGUAUAACUUGUAUAAACCAUUUGAGCUUCACUCAUGUUCUGUAUUGCCAUCAGAAUUCUUUAGUAAAGAUACAGCUGUAUAUUACACAGUUGAAUAUAGCUUACAUACUUAUGAAAUGGCUUUAUAACUCUGGACACAAUUGGUUUCUGAUUCUGUCAGUAUAUCAUAUAGAACCUAUUUCUAUAAUGCACACAUCUAACUGUUUUUCUUAUUUUUAUGUAUAAAUUCCAUUUCAUCAGAGCAAUAAGACCUUUCAGUGCACAUAAGGGAAAUUAUUGUGCUUCUUGGUUGGUUAAAGUCACUUGGCCCUUAGCCUCCUGCCUUAUCAUGCCUUCCAAGCCAUGCUAUCAUGACCCAAUAAUACUUUGCCUGUCCCAUCUUAUUGCUUAAAUAUGUAACUUCAGGAUUGCUUAUUACAUGCAGACUCGAGUCUUUUUUGUGAGGCGUCAUUAUAUAUGAUACAGUGGCUGACUGUGAUUUUUGUUUCUGAGAUAUGCUCUGAUGUUAGUAGUAUGUAUCAAUUCAGUAAAUAAAAAUGUUUGAACAAUAUCUUAACUUAUAGCUGAUUAUCUGAAAGUACAAAUUGCAGUAUUAAAAUGUGAACAGCAAAGACAAACUUUACCUUUUUGGGGAAAACAUUUUCUUUGUUAUAAACUUACUAAAAUUUAUACAGGUAGUUGACUGUACAGAAGACCUCUUUGCAGAGAAAUAUCAUAGUAUCUACUUAAAAACUGUAUGGUAUGUGAUUUCUGAAAGUUCCCAUAGACCAGCGGACAACAUAAAAUGUCAUAUUAAUGUUAACAUGGCAUACUACCUGUAUUAAUGUGAUUCUCAGAAUAUGGAAUGUAAACAGAUGUUUCAAAUAGAAACAUUCUGAUCUAGAAUUCUUUUAAAAAAAAAUCAACAAGGGAAUAUAAAGAAAUUCCGUCGUGAGGUUCUGGUAACAAAACCACGGGAGUGGAGCUUGAGUCCUUCAAUGAAAUUAUAGCCUUGUAUUACGUGGUUGCUUAUCUGUCAUUCUUCUUACAAUUUAAAGGUUUACAGAAUUAGUUUGAAUCUCUGUGUUGUGUCAACUUUAAAGGGUCAACACAAAUCUGUCGGCAUUUUGCACACUUUAAUAUGUAUUAUUAUAAUACAACGUUACUUGUAUGGUAAUUUUUUUUACAUAUAUAACUACCUCCAUGAAUUUGAUGAAAUGCAGCAACAUUAAAAAAAGUGUUUUGUAAAAAGCAAGGUUAAAAAAAUUCUGAAUCAUUAGGUCAUGGUGUUCUCUUGUGUGUCAGUGCUUGCAUACAAAGUCAUUAUGUUUUCAUUGCCAUGAUUUCCUUUUACUCUAUUAAAUUGGGCUUUCCGUUUAAUAAUUUGAGAUUUUGACGAGGCCACAUAAUUUUGUUAAUGGUGGACGGAAGCCUAAUAACUUCCAUUGUCUCGCCAUUAUUGCUAAAGUUUUUACCUGGUAGAAAGUCAAAAUGAUCAUUAAAGCAACGCAGACUAGUCUCUAAGGUGCCACAAGGACUCUGCGUUGCUUUUACUGAUACAGAUUAACAGGGCUACCCCUCUGAAAAUGAUAGUUGUAAUUUAGCAGAUCAUUAACACCUACAGUAUAUGAAAUAUGAUUGGCAGUUUGGAGUUUAACAGAAGACACACCAGGUAUUUUUUUUGCCAACCUUCAAACACUUUGGGCCCUAUUCUGCCUUCACUUAUGCCAACAUAUCAAAUCAGAACUUCUCUUGGAAUGGCAGGAGCUAUGUGCUAUCCAGCUCUCAUUUAAAUGAUGCGCACUUCAUUUUCUAAAUCCCAUGCAUCUCAGAUGCUUGCUUCCAUUGAAAUUAAUUAUAAAACUUUAAUUGACUUUAUUGAGAUUUGUAUCAGGGUCCCUAAGUAAGAUGUAUACAGAGGUGCCCAUCCUGCAAAGAACCUGGGCAGACUUCCAAUAAAAAGGGGGUUAGCUGUAGAGUAAUAGCCAAUUACAAGUUGCCUUUUUUUAAAAUUAGGAAAUUUUCAAAAACCAAGGAAAAUAAGUGGAAGAUGCCCCUUAGCAGCUCUAAUUUAUGUUCAAAACCUGAAUUUAUUCAAGCAUACAGAAUACCAAUACCAUUAUUCAGAUGUAAAUUAACAUACAAUCACUAGAUGAGCCAAUUUUGCUGUGUAAGUAUUUUAAUUAAAAAAAAGAGAGAGAGUAGUACCCAUUUGACUCCACAGAGCAAUGUAAACACCCACAUGGUAGAAAGUAAGGCUAGGUCUACACUACCCUCCUGAAUCGGCGGGUAGAAAUCGAUCUCUCGGGGAUCUAAUUAUCGCAUCUCGUCGGGACGUGACAAUCGAUCCCCGAAUCGACGCUCUUAGUCCACCAGCGGAGGUGGGAGUAAGCACCGUCGACGGGGAGUUGCGGAGGUCGAUUUUGCCGCCGUCCUCACAGUGGGAUAAGUCGGCUCCUAUAGGUUGAAUUCAUCUACGCUAUUCGCGUAGCUGAAUUUGCGUAUCUUAAAUCGACCCCCCCCCCCCCCGUAGUGAAGACCUGCCCUCAUUCUCACCCCCAUUCAAACAGUAAAAUCUAUUUGAAAACAAAGUUUUUGAUGAAAACCUCAACCUUAUUGCUGGUGAUGGUAGUUUAUUUUUUGAAAAAGUAAGAUCAUAAACAGUAUUUGGAGCCCAUCAUAAACUGAUAAUAUUUUCCACUUAUAUUUCAUGCCUUUUACCUGAGGAUCUCAAAGCGCUUCGCAAACCAUUAAUUAAGCAUCACAAGCUUGUGAGGUAGGGAAAUUUCAUUAUCCCUAUUUUACUCACUGACUUAUUGAAACACAGAAAGGUUAAGUGACAUGUCCAAGAUCACACAGAGUCAACAACGUGAUUAUCAGAUUCUUUAUUUCAUUUGAGUCAUGACAAUAGGUUUAAUGUUUUAAUAUUUAACCAAAGUGCUUAAUGUUUACACUAUAACGAUAUUCUUCUGAGGUGUUACAGUUCUUAAAGUAGGAGAGAAACUACUUUAUAGUCCUGCACUGGACUUCGAUAUUGAAAGUGCCAAAAAUGUUCACAUUUCAGCAAUAGGGCUGCUGCCAGUAGUGGUUUCAGAAAAGUCAAUUUUAACUAAAAACUUGUUUUUCAAAUACAUUUUACAGGGCUUUCCCCAAGGUGAUGCUUCAAAUUGCUAUACUGAGUAAGUGGAGGGUCUUCUUUUGAUCUAGAGUCACACCAUAGUUUACAAUCCUCUCUGCUCCUCUGAAGAAGACAAUAUAGUAUUAAAGAGAAAUGCUGCAAUUUUUUACUUAAUUCCUUUAAACAUAUAUACUUAAAUGUUACCCAUAAUAACAUACAUAAUUUAAUUAGUCUAUAGUUUAUUAAUGCAUCAGAAUUUCCUUUUUAUAUACAACAUGCCCAACUGGAAUUAUUGAAGUGCCACUGUUGUGAAAGGAGAAUGGGAUUAUCACCUUUUUUUGGUAGCAGCAUUUCAAAUUUUUACUUCAGUUACACAGGUGUAUAUCUGGAAUAACUUUACUGAUUUACACUGAGAUCAGACUCAAUCCUUAACUCCAUUGAAGCUUUGUUCUAAGCUGAGGGUUUUUGUUUCCCUUCCCUGGGUUAAAUAUGUAGAAGAGGCAGAAGGCCACUCACACUUGGAUUUGAAAAUAUGACUUUGUUUGAAUAAACAGGUGUUUCUCCCAUGACUAUAUAUGAAAUCUGUAGUGAAAUGCACAGUCAGCAAGCCUCCUGCCCCCGCGCCUGGAUGCUAAUGCACAACCAUCUGUUUUGCACAGUGGAAGGUCAAAUCUCUGUUCAGUAUAAUGCACUCAUCAAGCUGUACAGUGGAUAAGAGCCACCCAAAGGAUGCCCAUGUGAAAGUAUGAAAGGUCUGAACAGGGCUCUUAGAGUAAUUGGCACAGAUGUUACUUUUAUACAUAGAGGAGACUUACGUUUAAAGGGAUCAUAAUUCUGCAGGUAACUUUCUGUGGGUGACUGAAUGUGACUGUCGCAUUAGGUUUAAAUGAGUUAAUAAAUGCAAGUGGGACUUACUGUAUGUUAGAAGGGAGUUUUGCAGCCAAGACUGCCUUGUAUAAAUGUGUUUGCACUGAAAAUAAAUUUUAAAAAUUACUUGGUCUCUGGUUGCUGUAAAGGUCAUCCAAGAUGGAUGUUCUGUUUAUAUUGUAUAGUAUUUCAUAUGAAAUAAUUACAGUUCAUAAAAUGUCUUCCCUAAUGUUACUGAUUUAUAACAGCACAUUUGUAACAUGGUUUUUAUUGUGUCAGUGUACCAUAUUGUAAAUGAUGAUUACUUGUCAUGCUUAGUAUAAUAAUUUAAAGGAGAAAAGGACAGGGAUUUUUGUAAGUCUAUAUAUUUGAAAGUCCCUCCAUAUGGUACUGUUGUGUACAUGUUGUUUACGUAGUGUUGUGUGAAAUAUCCAUUUUGGAUUGUGUUACUUUUUAAGAUAUUAAAUAACAUUUGGUUA